UGAGAGGGGGGCAGAAAAGUUCGUUUUAACUCUUCUAAAGGACAGAGAAAAAUAAAAACCUACUGCCAUCUAAGACGUUAUAUAAAUCGAAAUACAUAUUAUAAUCUCACUAAGGAGAAUAGUGUUAUAUUUAUAUAUAUUUUUCACCCGUUGACACUGAGGUGAGGGUCACCGCGACACAUCAUCGAGUUUACUGCUGAUUCACGUUUAUUCCCCAUAAAACUAACUUUAUUCUGACACACUUAUCAUCCUUAAAGUUUAAUAUAUAUGUAUAUAUAUGUCUAGUUUGUUGUUUUAACAGAAUCUAUCCUCUACAUGAGGCUGUGUGAAUUCAUACUGGCCCUAUCUGCAGAGUUACUAUAAAUGGAAAGGAACCGUUUGGCACAACUACUAAAUAUUAAGAAGGGGGAUUAUACUGUAGUAAUAACCUGUAUCAUUAUUAUUAAUAGAAUUUAUUUUAUUUAAACAUAAAUUGUUCUCAUUGUUGGAGUACUGAAAGAGUGUGUGUUGCUGCGUCAAAGCCGAGUUUACGACACAGAGCGAAUGUAGGCUGCGUGUGUGUCACUGCCACCUCCCCCGCGCUUCAGGCGCAUAUGGUACAGUCCAUCAACACAGGGUGUGGAUUGAGCGCCGGCCACAGCAGCUUAUAGACAACAAGGAAUAAUGAUUACGCCAAGUUAAGCCUGGCUGUGAAGGAAAAACAAGCUCGACGGAGAAGAGGGGGAAAAAAAUUCCUAUAAACAAUCUGCAUCAUCUAGAGAGAUCCAGGAAGGUGUCCUGGGGUGGAAUAAGAGGCUCCGAGAGCUGGGAGACGGAGAAGAAGUGCGUACUGAAGCUGUGGAUGAGACCAGAGAAGCACUCUGAGACUGCUCAGGAUGGAAGUGUGGAGUGAUCACGAUGGAAGUGUGGAGUGAUCAGGAUGGACUCUGCACAGCUUGGAGUGAAACUCUGAACAUCUAUCACUCUUAGAGAAGAAGAUCUGGAUCGUGGAUUAUUCUAUACAAGCAAGAGCACAAGAUCAUUUGAAGCCCUGUGUUAACUGACGUGAGGCUCUUCACUGCGUUCUCAGUGAAAUUCUCAUUUAAAGUUUUCAGGAAUUGUUUUUCUUUCUUUCAACACUUCGCAACCUAUCUUGGAAUGGACAGAGACGGAUCAGCAAGAUCGUUUCUCCCCUUAAAUAUUAGUCUUGUAGUGCCUGUAACUGAACUUGCACUUGUGCACUUUGCUUUACUUCAUUGUUUGUGCGCGUGCACAAAAAAAUAAAUAAAUAAAAACCCCUGAUUACGAUACACGGCUGUGGGUUUGACACUCUCGGUCUCCUUUUGGACAUCUCUGAACGUUUGGUUUGGACUUUGUGUAGACUAUAACAGCGCCCCUUCGCUUCGCUUCGCCUCGCCUUGCCUCGCCUCGCCGCCUAUCAGGAUUAAAGCUGCAAGGUUAAACCCCCGAGGGACGAGGCCAUCCAUCUGCCCUUUGGACUCACUAACUCAGUAGGGUGCAACACGCGGAUCCUAAGAAACCCUUGCUAUUUUUAGGGAUAGUGAUGGGGUAAUUGGCGUUGGAAAUGAAGACACCCACCCCCUUACCCCCAUCUUGAGCACACCAGCACUCCCAGCUUCAGCUGCUCCGAUAUCCGGACUGGAAAACUGACCAGCGUCAAAACUGGUCUUCAACUGGAUUCCUCAGUACUGGAGGACGAAGAUAAAACUAGCUACAAUGCAAGCAAAGCUAACUUUAGUAACCAAAUAAUUUCAUCCCCUUACCAUCAGAGAAAUAUAUAUAUAGAAAUAUAUACGUAGAUUAUAGUUAUAAAUAGAUAUAUAGACUAUAUAUGUAACAGAGUAUAUAUGUAUAUGUAUAUGAUAUAGAUAUAUAUAUUGCAGAGUCGUAGUUUGAAUAUGAAUAAGUAUAUUAUAUUUUUUAUGAGCAUCGUUGCCUAAAAGCCCAAUCCAUUGCCUUAGAUUUACCGUAAUAAAGAGAAAAGCACGGACAGAGCACGGAAACAGCGUUGGGAGAAAACGAAUGGUGCCUUUUUUUUUCGUUCAUCUGUGUCGUCACUUCAGGAAUUGGCUCUCGAUCGAGGAAUACUUCUGUCAUCACUGACUUUCAGUUCGAAUCCAGCGCUAUCGGAUAUACGUACACUCGUAUCGAAGAUUCAUCCGAGCACGUGGACGGGAUUAUCCUGACGACUUUCCCCCCCUAAAAGUGAUUGUUUCGUCGUUUUAUUUUCUUUAAUUAAAAAACAAACAAACUUGAUUGAUGUAAUUCUUCGAAGGAGCUCCACACAAAAGCCUUUCCGAUGGUGAUCACUUCAUCCGUGGAGGAGAAGCCGCAGCCUUCUAACAGAAUGGUCGCCAACCUGUCGACCGACUCCUGGAUCGGCAACUCGGAUCAGAGUCGCUACGUACCGCAGUCGCACCUGCUCCGGAAGCCGUCCAAAAGUUCAGGAUGUAUGCCCCCCUCCUCGUCCCUGUGUUUCUCCCCCGCUGAGCGAAACAUGUCGAGCCAGCACACUCAUCCUGGAUUAAGCAACAUCCAGUCCAUGGCAGAACAGCAGCAGGUGCUGUCCGAUAUGACCAUUCUGCAGAGGAGGAUCCCCCCGAGUUUCAGAGACCCCGCGAGUGCGCCGCUCAGAAAACUCUCCGUCGAUCUCAUCAAGACUUACAAGCACAUCAAUGAGGUGUACUACACUAAGAAGAAGCGACGUGCGCAGCAGGUUCCGCCCGAGGACUCGAGCACCAAGAAAGAGCGGAAAGUUUACAACGACGGCUACGACGACGACAACUACGACUACAUCGUGAAGAAUGGGGAGAAGUGGCUCGACCGCUACGAAAUCGACUCGCUCAUCGGCAAGGGCUCCUUCGGACAGGUGGUGAAGGCGUACGAUCACCACGAGCAGGAGUGGGUGGCCAUCAAGAUCAUCAAGAAUAAGAAAGCCUUCCUGAACCAGGCGCAGAUCGAGCUCCGGCUCCUCGAGCUCAUGAACAAACACGACACCGAGAUGAAGUACUAUAUAGUCCACCUGAAGCGGCACUUCAUGUUCCGUAAUCACCUGUGUUUGGUGUUUGAGCUGCUCUCCUAUAACCUGUACGAUCUGCUGCGUAACACUAAUUUCCGCGGCGUGUCGCUCAACCUGACGCGGAAGUUUGCUCAGCAGCUGUGCACGGCGCUGCUCUUCCUGGCCACGCCCGAGCUCAGCAUCAUCCACUGCGACCUGAAGCCCGAGAACAUCCUGCUGUGUAACCCCAAACGCAGCGCCAUCAAGAUCGUCGACUUCGGCAGCUCCUGUCAGCUCGGGCAGAGGAUCUAUCAGUACAUACAGAGUCGGUUCUACCGUUCUCCGGAGGUGUUGUUAGGAAUGCCGUAUGAUCUGGCCAUCGACAUGUGGAGUCUCGGCUGCAUCCUGGUGGAGAUGCACACGGGGGAGCCCCUGUUCAGCGGCUCAAAUGAGGUGGAUCAGAUGAAUAAGAUUGUGGAGGUGCUGGGCGUUCCUCCGAACCACAUGCUGGAUCAGGCACCUAAAGCACGCAAAUACUUCGAUAAGCUCUCAGACGGCCUGUGGACCGUCAAGAAGAACAAGGACAUAAAGAAGGUACUUUAUCCUUCAGCCUCCGAGUAUAAGCCUCCUGCAACGCGGCGUCUCCAUGAGAUUUUGGGGGUGGAGACCGGGGGUCCCGGGGGAAGGCGGGCCGGGGAGCAAGGCCACGCCCCUUGCGAUUACCUGAAGUUUAAGGACCUGAUCCUGCGCAUGCUGGACUACGACCCCAAAACGCGCAUCACGCCGUUCUACGCCCUGCAGCACAACUUCUUCAAAAAGACCACAGACGAGGGAACAAACACCAGCAGCUCCACCUCCACCAGCCCGGCCAUGGACCACAGCCACUCCACCUCCACCACCAGCUCCGUGUCCAGCUCUGGUGGAUCCAGCGGUUCUUCCAAUGACAACCGAAACUAUCGGUACAGCAACCGAUACUACAACAGCGCCGUCACACACACGGACUACGAGAUGCAGAGCCCGCAGGCUCCGUCUCAGCAGCAGUUGCGUAUCUGGCCAGGAAGUGACAGCAGCGACUCGUCGUACCCGCAGCUCCUGCUGCACAAACCGGCCGCCACGCAGCAGCGCCACUUCCUGGGCGGAGCGGCCAUGAUGGAGACGCUGCACCCGCACCCCGUCUACGGCCGCCAGCUUCGCCAGCAGGGCCCGGCCCAGGGUCAAGGGUCGCAAGUUCAAGGCUCGCAAGGCCAAGGCUCGCAAGGUCAGGCGAUGAUGUCGUCGCCGCCGCCGUCGUCGCAAGUGCAGGACAGCAUCGAGCUGAGUCUCGGUGGCCAUCAUCAGCAUCACCACCAUCACCAAUUGGCUCAGUCUUCCUUGGCUCCGCCCCUUUCUCUUCCUCCGUCGAGCCUGGACUCCAGCCAGUACGGCUCCUCCAACCUCCACCUGGGAAUCUCCGCCUUUCGGACUAGAACGGCCUCUCAGACGCAGCAGAUCGCACAAGCCCCGCCCACUCAGGACAGCAUGGGCUACGUCCCGCCCUGUUACCCCGGAAACAACAAUAACAACCCACCACAGGGAGGCGGGGUAAUCACCGGAGCACCGCCCAGAGGCGGGGUUAGACCCGAUUCGUCGGAGGAUUCCAUCAUGAUGGGAGGUGGGGGGGGCGGAGGCGGGCAGAGCGCGGCCAACUCUUGAUAAAUCUUGAACAAAUUACGCAAAGCCAUACACGAAAAAAUUGAAAAAACAAAAAAAUUUUAACGUAAAUGAUUUAAAAAAAAACAAAAACACACAGACAUGUAGUACACACACACACACACACACACACACUUUCAAAAACACCACACGGAGAAAAAACUUGUGAAAAUUUUAAUUUUUGUUUGUUUUUGUUUUGCAUGGGGAGGAGAAGAGGGAGAAGGAAAUAACAUUGUUAAUUUUUUUUGUUUUUGUUUUUUUUUUUGUUUUGUUUUUGAAUGAAGUGAGCAGAGGGUUAAGUUAAGCGUCAGAGAGCUUCAGAAGGUUUGUUUUUAUUACUAUUAUCAAUUAUUAUUAUUAUUAUUAUUAUUAUUGGAUUUUAUGUGAUUUAAGGAUAGGUUUGCAGCGAGAGAUUUUUAUUUUUUUUUGUUGAAACUUUUGUUGUGUUGUUUUGUUUCCGAGGCACGGAACGUUGACGAGCGUCGGAUCGGAGCGAUGAAUGUUAGAGAGAAGCAGCAGGAGAGAGAGAGAGGGAGAAAGAGAGAGAGAGAGAGAGAGAGAUGAAGAAACAGCACCAUGUAUCUCAGCACGUGUCGAUUAUGGCUUAUACGAUAUAUCGCAAUAUUCAACAUCGUAGACGUGUGAAAACAGGCAGCGUGUUUUGGGCGGAGUUAAAGUCUGUCCUUUUCUAAAUGUAGCAGAAACACGGCUGUCUAUUAAAGGUCCUUAUUUCGGACCCAUCUCGAAGUGGCGCCCUCUGCUGCCCGGGUGGUAGCUGUUACCGUAAAAAUAGCUAUCUGUGAAAUAUGAUUAUUUCAGUUCUAGAAACACUUUUAAACGUUUUAACACAAAAUGUAAAAUGUUAAAUAUGAUAUUAAAUACUUUUAAUACGUGAUAAAAUCGUGAGCGUGAUAAAAUUUUAUCACCGUUUUCACUGUUUCUGUGCCGUCCGUUCGGAAGACUGAACACUAAUAUCGCAAUAUAUCGUAUGACUAUCGUAUCGACACACACACACACACACACACACACACACACACACACACACACACCUAGGUGGAGUGACAGCGAUAAUUCACAUUCGCGCCGAGGAACGCCAGCAAGUGCGUGAGAGAGAAGGAAGGAUCCCGUAUGAUUUAUAUUAUUAUUGUUGUUGUUUUUCUGAAGUCUAGCGGUGAGUGUAUAUUGUUUAUAAAUUAAUUUAUUAAGAGUCACUACAAAGAGAAAGAGAGAGAGAGAAAGAGAGAGAGAGAGAGAGAGAGAGAGGUGGAAGGAUUGGGGAGUGAGAAAGUCAAAGGUGGGUGUGGUGUUUUGUUUUUUAAUUUAUUCGAUGUGUUAUUUAUUAUUUUUGACAGACAGCUGACACUUCACACACACACACACACACAUACACACUCACACACUUUUGUUACUUUUUUUGUUUUUUGUUUUGUUUUUGUUUUUUUUUAGUUUCCAAUCUCGUUGGCUGACACACUGGCUUCUCUGAUCUCAAACUCUGAAACAAAUAAAAUGAAGCAAAUGACAGAAACCGUAGUCACACACACACACACACACACACACACACACACAGGAGGAAGUGAUACAGCAACAAAAACAAAACCAUGACAAAGCGCUCGGCCACACGGAAAAACCAAAAUGCUUCCCUGUUUGUUUUUGUUAGUUUUUUUUGUUUGUUUGUUUGGGUUUUUUUUAAAAACUCGUCUGCCUUCUUCAUCAGACUCUCACUCCUGUCUCACCUUCAUCCCUCGUCUGUCUCUCUCUCUCUCUCUCUCUCUCUCUCACUGGCUCUCUGAAUAUUCUAAAUCAAAUCUCACCGUCUUGCUUUUUCUCUCAUUCUCCCUUUCAUUUAAGCUUUUUCUUUCUCCUCUCUCUCUCUCUCUCUCUCUCCAUCCUCUCUGUCUCUCUCUCUCUUUAACGUCUAUUUCUUUUCCUUUCUUUAUCUUUCUCUAUGUGUCUCAUUCUUUCUUUUAUUUCAUGCUUUCCUCUUGCUCUUGCUUUCUCCUUCUGUCGUUCCCUCGUUAUUUGUCAUCAUGUCAUUCUCUCUCUCUCUCUCUCUCUCUCUCACACACUCCCUCCUUCCUCCUCUGCAACACUCUGUGAGUGCUGUUAGCCAUCAUGAAGUCAAAAAAAAGAAAAAAAAAACAAAAAAAGGAAAAAAAAAAAAAAAAAAAGUGAACUACUUCUCUCUCGGCUGCUAUCUCCACUCUCAACCAUGUUCGGAUUGCUGCUAAAGAAAAACGACAGAUAAAUAAAUAAAUAAAUUAAAUAAAUAAAUAAAAAUAAAUGAAUAAAAAAAACUUUUUAACCCUCCUGCUUCAGAAAAAAAAAAUGAAAAAAAAAAAUUAUAAAACCACUGCAUCUCAUGUAUUUAUUACUAUUUAACAAGAAAAAAAAGAAAAAAUGAACUUGUUUUCUGCUGUUUUUUUUUUUUUUGUUUGUUAGUUUUGGGUUUUGUUUACUUUCUUUCUUGGUACAGGUGAAAGCUUGACAUUUCUAUUCUGUAACGGAAACAUGGUAUUAAACAAGUGCCUCGAUUUCUCGGUCAGCCGCCGGACAGAGUGGGACGGGACGGGGGCGGAGUUUGAGCAGGGGUCAAACGACAUGUAUAGCUUAAAAAAAAAAAAAAAAAUUCAAGCCUCAUGUAAUUGUGUAGAAAAAAAAAUCCACUACAAUUCAAAUCCUUGUGAGAAUCGGAUUCGUAUCGGAAGCGAGCCUCAGUAUGACUGACCAAUUACCGUAUAUUUAAUUAACUGAUGACAUCAUCAUCCAUUGUAAUUUGUGUACAUAGCACUCAUGCUUCAUCCAAGUUAACGGUUAAGCAAUGGUAGGGUGAAAAUGUCAUUAUAUAUAUAUAUAUAUAUAUAUAUAUAUAUAUAUAUAUAUAUAUAUAUAUAUAUAUAUAUAUAUAUAUAUAUAUAUGAAUAUAUAUAUAUAUUAUUUUUUUCUUCUCAAGGCUGCUUCUCGCGACUGGGAUUCAAACCUGCGACCUUGAAGGCAACAGGACCUGCAAAACUACCUUAACUCUCUCUCACGUCAGUAACGAUGACUGCUGUCCUUUCUGUUGCGGUUGAAACUUGUAAUCGGCCGACACGGCUGCUUUACUUUGUAUUUUCUCAACGCCACCCUUCAUGAGAAACAUCAUGUCUGAAGUAUUAUCACAUCAUCGGUUUUUUGGUUUCUCUAUUAAAGAGAAAGUUGCCUCUAA
Pangasianodon hypophthalmus (striped catfish) is the source of this 7889-nucleotide messenger RNA. It is a transcript of the gene dyrk1b, whose product is annotated as dual-specificity tyrosine-(Y)-phosphorylation regulated kinase 1B. Gene Ontology annotation, molecular function: transcription coactivator activity; protein serine/threonine kinase activity; ATP binding. The transcript has 11 exons. The record is from RefSeq and is a predicted model, not a curated record. Gene Ontology annotation, cellular component: nucleus. Lineage: Eukaryota; Metazoa; Chordata; Actinopteri; Siluriformes; Pangasiidae. Gene Ontology annotation, biological process: peptidyl-threonine phosphorylation; peptidyl-serine phosphorylation; protein autophosphorylation. Bases 2300 to 4690 code for a protein of 796 amino acids.